GUGACGCAUCCCCCGCACCCCCAGAUGGAGCUGGAGACCCCCCCACUUGUUCCCGAUCCCCCCACCCUGCUCAAGACCUACAAGUGGCGCACGGCAGCACCCAUGGGUGACAGGGCCGGGUCGCCGGGGUCCCGGCGCUGGACGCGGCUGCAGGGCUGGAAACGCUCGUACAGCCACCCCGAGGCCGAUGUCCCCAAGGAGGGGACGGGGACGGGGACAGCGCCGGGGGCACCCAAGGCCGGUGCCCGGCGGUCGCUGUUCCGACGGGCGUUCUCGGCGCCCAACAAGGGGCCGGCGGAGCCGCGGGCACCCGAGGGUGCCAGGAGCACCCUGCACAAGUACCUGCGCUCGGUGGCGCGGAGGAGGGGACAGACGGACAGCGGGGGAGGGGACAAGGGGACAGGCAGCACCCACGGGCCGUCACCCGAUGGCCCCGUGUGGGACGUCACCCACUGCUCCCUGGUGGACGGACACCUGGUGCUGCUGGGCAGGGACGAGGAGACUCUGAGCAGCAACAGGACCCGCACCGACAGCUCCGUGUCCGACAGCACCCGCAGGGACCCCGACCCCGACGAGCGGAGCAACCGCGGUGCCGGGAGAAGCACCGAGAGCGACGCGUCGCCCACCUCCCAAUUCAGCAACGUCAAGGGCUUGCUGUGGAAGAGGCUCCGGGAGCGCAAGGUUCGCGGUGUCGCCAAAGCGGAGCCGGUGGCCAACGAGAGGGUCCCCAGCCGCAGCGGGUCGCGGGAGUCGCUGCUGCCGGCGCCCAGCGCGGCCGAGCUGGACCUGAGCGGCGCCGACGUGGUGGUGCGGCCCGUGCACGGCAGCGUGGUGGGAGAGAGGUUCUGCUUCCAGGUGAUCACAGGCGAGGGCAGCCGCUCCUUCGGCUGCGCGUCCCUGGCCGAGCGCGACCGCUGGAUCGAGAAGCUGCGCCGCACCGCACAGCCCAACAAGGACAACUGUGAGCGGCUGGAGCUGGCGCUGAGCCUCUGGGUGUACGAGGGCCGUGACCUGCCCCCGCGCCGCCGCCUGCGCUGUCACCUCCAGCUGGAUGGGACCCUGUUCGCCCGCACCACGGCCAAGGCGGCCGGCGCCGACGGCGAGCUCUUCUGGGGCGAACUCUUCCAGUUGGCCGCCCUCCCGCCCGCCCGCGCCCUCACGCUCGCCCUGUGCCGCGACGACCACCCCGCUCCCCCGGUGGCCACCGUCACCGUCCCCUUGGCCGAGCUGGCGGCCGCCGGGCAGCCCCUGGAGCGCUGGUACCAGCUGAGCGGUGCCGGCGGCGCCGGAGAGCGGGCACCCUCGGUGCGGGUGCGCGGGCGCUACCGGGAGGUGCGGGUGUUGCCCAUCGUGCGCUACAAGGAGUUGGCCGAGUUCAUCACCUUCCACUACCGGGAGCUGUGUGCCCGGUUGGAACCCGCCAUUGCCCUGCGGCACAAGGAGGAGCUGGCCGGGGCGCUGGUCCACGUCCUGCAGAGCACCGGGAAGGCCAAGGAGUUCCUCAUCGACCUGGGGGUGGCCGAGCUGGACCGCUUCGACGACCGCGAGGCGCUGAUCUUCCGGGAGAACACACUGGCCACCAAGGCCAUCGACGAGUACAUGAAACUGGUGGGGGGCAAGUACCUCCAGGACACACUGGGUGAGGUGGUGGCCCGGCUCUGCACCUCAGGUGAGAGCUGUGAGGUUGAUCCCGGUAAAUGCGCCGGGCUUGACCUCACCGACAACCAGAACAACCUGCGGCAGGUGUGCGAGGAGACCUUCCAGCGCAUCGCCGGCUCCGGAGACUCCUUCCCGGCCGAGCUGGGCGAGAUCUUCGCGGCCUGGCGCCAGGCCUGCGCGGCGCGGGCCAAGGCGGCCAUCGGGCAGCGCCUGGUCUCGGCCUCCCUGUUCCUGCGCUUCCUGUGUCCUGCCAUCAUGUCCCCCAGCCUCUUCGGCCUGGUCCAGGAGUACCCCAGCGAGGCCACCGCCCGGACCCUCACGCUGGUGGCCAAAGUCAUCCAGAACCUGGCCAACUUCACCACGUUUGGCGAGAAGGAGGCCUACAUGGGCUUCAUGAACGAGUUCCUGGAGCACAACUGGGGCGCCAUGACGACCUUCCUGCAGAGCGCGGCCAACCCCGAAGGCAGCGGCCACAUGGCCACCUAUGACGGCUACGUGGACCUGGCCCUGGAGCUCGCCACCCUCCACCUCCUCCUCUGCGACAUCUUCUCCAGCCUGGACCAGGCCACCCAGCAGGAGCUGGAGCCCCUUCCCACCAUCCUCGCGGCCAUCAGGGACGGGACCCCUGUCCCCGUGUCCGUCCGGCUCAGCUCCACCGUGGAGCAAAGCAGCCCGGCCGAGAGCUCUAAACCCGGCUUUGUGCCCCCGCGCGCCCUCAGCAAGCUCAGUCCCCUGGUCAAGAGCCAGUCCCUCACCAGCGUCCGCCGCGCCCGCGCUCGGGACGACACCCCGGAACCCGACCCGUCACCGUCACCGAGCCGGGAACGCCGUCACGUGCAGCGCACCCAGAGCGUCCCGGCGCAGGGCAAGGCCGCGCGGCGCCCGCGCCAGCGGAGCAGCGCCGAGCACGCGGCCGAGCCGCCGGCCGGGGACGAACCGCGGGCCCUCGCCACCCGGGACGCGCCGGGCCGGGGGAAGCUGCGGUCGUCGGCGUCGCUGCCGCGCAAGUCCACGGUGCCGUGGCAGAGGUACGCGGAGGACGUGGCGGUGGGAACGGGGGAGCUGUUCGGCAUCCGACCGCUGGAGAAGCACGGGUGGCUGUUGGAACAGCUGCAGCAGGAGGUGGCGGAGCAGCGGGAGCGGCUGCGGGUGACGGGGACGCGGGUGACGGAGCUGGAGGGGACACAGCGGGGGCUGCGCCAGGAGCAGGGGCAGCACCGGGACCUGCUCCAGCACCUGCGCCUGCAGCUGGAUGAGGCCACCGCGCGGGCCGCACAUCUGGGCGCCAGGCUGACGGCGGCCGAGGGCGCCAGGAGGACGGACCUGGAGCGGCUGAAGAGCAUCGAGGAGAAGAACCGGGAGCUGGAGAGGCGGCUGUCGGCGCUGGAGCGGGAGCUGCGCGGUGUCACCUCCGCGGGUCCCCCGACCAGGACACGUCGCCGGGAGUGGGACGAGAGCGGUGACGAUGCCACCAGCGUGUGACCAGCUGUCCCCAGCGUGUCAUCGUGGCCACCCGGGCUUUCCCGAGGGUGUCGCGUGGGGUGUCCCCUCCCCGGGUAAUAAACAGUGUUGGUGUCACUGU
This is a messenger RNA of Columba livia (rock pigeon), 3241 nucleotides long. RefSeq names its product RAS protein activator like 3 (gene RASAL3). Gene Ontology annotation, biological process: regulation of GTPase activity. The coding region runs from base 25 to 3141 and encodes 1038 amino acids. The record is from RefSeq and is a predicted model, not a curated record. The transcript has 18 exons. NCBI's taxonomy places the organism in Eukaryota, Metazoa, Chordata, Aves, Columbiformes, Columbidae.